AGACGAGUUGGCUCAUCGAAUACACACGAUGACAACAGGUUUCUGUCGUUCGUCCUUCUGGGUGAAAACGUCUAUUCUCGUCAGUAGUUUCGGCCUCCAUCUUAUAAGUUUGGGUAUGGUAACAUCGUUCGGUGUUAUGUAUAGUGGAUUACGAGAUCAGCUAAACUCUGGCGCUGCAGAAACCAGCUGGAUAGCUUCCCUUAGCUCAGGACUGUUUCUCAUGUUUGGACCUGUUGCUGGUAUACUGGAGAAAAGGUUUGGCUGCCGUUUGGUAGCUAUGACGGGGUCGGCCCUAAUAGGUGUGGGAAUGCUAGCCAGUGCCUUUGUUCCCACCCUUUUCUGGCUUUAUCUCACCUAUGGAGUGAUCACAGGAGUUGGGUUUGGUAUGGCACAUUUAGUGGCAAACGUUAUAGUGAAUCUGAAAUUUAACAAACGUCGUUCGAUGGCGAUAGCAGUAGCUUCUGCCGGAGGUGGGUGUGGCAAUAUCGUGAUACCCUGGCUCACGACCAUAUGGCUAGAAGUCUAUGGAUGGCGACAGACAUUCCUCCUGUUGGCUGGUAUUGGAUUACAAGGAAUCGUUUUCGGUGCCAUCAUAUUUAAGGUCAGCACAAGUAAUGAUUCCGGUGGAAGCCAUCGAACUGAUCACAGUUCAGAUGGCCCGUCAAUCAGAGCGGAAGUAUCGACAAUAUUGAAGACAAAAAUGUUCCUGGUAUUCUCCGUAUCCGGCUUCUGUACAGCCAUGGCUUACUUUGUUCCUUAUGUCAUGAUUCCUGAGCUGGCGAAGGUAAAGGGCGUGUCGACAACAGAUGUAGCGCUGGUAUUUUCUGUAUCCGGAGUUUCCAGUAUUGUUGGUAGAAUUCUAGUCGGGUUUAUCAUCGACGUCUUACACAUCGAUAGAAUAUGGACGCUCUCUAUCGCCCUGAUGACUGGCGGGAUCUCCACCAUUGGCUAUGCAUUCGUAUAUAACAAGUGGCUUUUCAUCGCAUAUGGUGCCAUACUAGGAAUAUUUACAGGAACAUUUGGUUUUCUCCAGUCCGUUAUUGUUGUCGAUCUUCUCGGGACAGAAUUAUUAGGAAUCGGAUUCGGAUUCUUGACACUAUUCCACGGGAUAGCUGUCAUCAUUGGUCCGCCCCUUGCUGGUUGGAUAUCAGACGUUACAAACGACUACACAGUGCCUUUUAUCUACGCAGGCUGUUUAUUUUGUCUCGCGUCAUUCCUAGCGUGUGUAAUUAAGAUACGAGACUACUGUAAUUUUUCAAAAUGCGAUGAUCAUGUAUCGUCACGCUUCGACGAUAUCCCUGUUAAUAAUGGAAGUUAUACUAACAGUAACUUUGUAUUUGAUACAAAACUAUAGCAGUGGGUCCGAGGCGGUAAUUCUAAUGUAUAUAUAUGAUUCAUUUAUUCGUUUUAUAAGAAUUAUUUUGCAACCAUUGGAUUAAAAAAAUCGACUAUUUGAUAUUAAAACACAGAAUAUUGGCCUAUUAAAAGAACUGCCUUCAGAAUUCAUCAUACGAUCGGAUCACACCCAAAAAGGAAAAUUAUACACGGAAACUGCCUAAAAAACAACGAGAAGAAUAAGGACAGAAAGAUCAACGUCUUGUGCUUCAUCAUCGGUACCCUGUGUGUAAAUCUAGGUCAAUCUAUGUAAGAUUUGUCGCGUUCUCAUCUGACAACAAGGUUAGCAAUAAUGGAACCACAAAGCAUACUAACGAGUAUCGACCAUAUUAAAUCUCAUGCCUUCAAGUAAAACAGAAUAAUGAUGUGCUAAUAAGAUCAAGGAUGCUAUACUAUCAAGGAUUUAUGUAAAAGAGUCUUAAUUCUUAAUUUAUGACGAGCAUAUCCGAUUGUCAGAGAAAACAUACAUUAUGUUAUUUGUAAUCCAGGAGAGGGCAGAGUAAACAUAUAUUUGAAGGUCUUACAAACCCAUCACAAGAGAAGAAAACCGGAACGUUUGUAUUUAUUAAAAAAUUGGUCUUUCAGCAACCCCAGCUAAUACAAAUUUCGCUAACCAUGACUUAAUGAUAAAUAUAUUGGUAGC
Ylistrum balloti is the source of this 2038-nucleotide messenger RNA. Its product is annotated as monocarboxylate transporter 14-like. The transcript has 7 exons. Gene Ontology annotation, biological process: transmembrane transport; monocarboxylic acid transport. Lineage: Eukaryota; Metazoa; Mollusca; Bivalvia; Pectinida; Pectinidae. The coding region runs from base 29 to 1354 and encodes 441 amino acids. The record is from RefSeq and is a predicted model, not a curated record. Gene Ontology annotation, molecular function: monocarboxylic acid transmembrane transporter activity.